AUGCAGCAGGUUUCAACGCGUCCGUUGACGCCUUGCAGCCAGGAUCACUUGAAGAAGCUGCUGCAGGUGGGUGAGUACGCGCCCAAGGAGGAAGAGGACCGCGUUAUCAACAGUGCACUCAGCUCCAGACGCCCCAGUACCAGUUUAACGGCACCUCCAUCUGAAGUAGCACGCAGAAGUUCCCUCCACAAAGCGAUAAUGGAAGAGGAAGAUGUGCCUAUUCUUACUUCAGCGGAGAAACAGCCUCAAGACUCGCUCACGGACGAGGAAGAGCCAAGUCCAGAAGAGCACCGUCGACUGAACCUCACUAUCCAGCGUCAAGACUCCCAGAGCUCCAGCAACCCUGCGGCUGAUGACGCGGAGAUUCGAGACGGCGCGUUGUCGGCGCCGCUGUCGCCCGUGCUGCCGGUCAAGACGAUUCCCGUCAGCCUGUCGCUGAACUCGCAGAACAUGAAGCGCGUCAUGCUCGGCUCUCGCGGGGAUUCGGAUCUCCUGGCUCUCAAGGAAGGAGGCAGGGACUCGACGGGCAGUGCGUCCGACUUUUCGUCGACGCCUGAGCGUCACUACUUUGGUCAGAUCAAGAACUGCAUCGCUAGUAUUGAGGAUAUUGUGGACAGCAGCCGCAAACUCGAGGAGCGGAUUCGCGAGAAGCAGACGACCAAUCGACCUUAGCAACUUUUCGAAGAUUUUCGUGGCAAGGCGACGGAUUGGCCGGGGGGCUUUCAAUAUUUAUCGACAAGUGGACGUGCUGUUUCCAUCACCUCUGCCUCCCGCCGUGAAUGCUGCAAGUAAUGCUACAUUAAUAAAAAGAAAGCUUUUUAAUUUCUUUGAUACAAAAAA
This is a messenger RNA of Phytophthora infestans T30-4, 840 nucleotides long. RefSeq lists its product as uncharacterized. The record is from RefSeq and is a predicted model, not a curated record. The transcript has a single exon. The coding region runs from base 1 to 672 and encodes 223 amino acids. NCBI's taxonomy places the organism in Eukaryota, Oomycota, Peronosporomycetes, Peronosporales, Peronosporaceae.